UUUGCCCUUCCCUGGGAAAAAACCCAAAUGGAUCAGCAACAAGAAAACUUGGCUCAACAACUAGAAGACGAAGAAGAAGAAAACUUGGGUCAAGAAGAAGAAGAAGAAUGUGAAGAACCAUCAUCCCAACAAGAACAACAGGAAGAAGAAGAAGAAGAAGAAGAAGAAGAAGAAGAAGAAGAAGAAGAAGAAGAGGGAGAAGGAGACCCAGAAGCAGAACCAGAGCAAGAAGACGAAGACGAAGAAGCUACUCCCUCUGAUGACCAACCACCCUCCAAUCAAACCCAUGAUCCUCCCGUUUCUGCUCCCCCAUUCGAUCCCAGCCGAAUGAUUGGCAUUAUUAGAAGAAAGUCAUUGAUCAAAGAGUUAGCUGCUAUGUACCAUGCUGAGUGCCUUUCAUACUGUCAAGAGCUUUUGGAGCUUCAACGAAAAGGGGAUGAGCCACUUGUUGAGUUAAAAGCUCCAGAUGAUUUGAAGAAGGAUGCAAUGCGGCCCCCUAAGCGCCUAAAGAAGACUGCUAGACACUAAUAGUCUAUACGGUUCUUUGCUGCUUACUCUCUCAAAUGUUCAUAGGACACUUUCUAUGUGGUUCCCAAGUUUAGUUUGUCUGGGCAACAUCGGGCUAGAAUGACCUUCAUAGUUCCCAACAUGAACUAUGUGAAUGUAUUGGAAGUAUGUGAAAGUACCCUGUAAUCAAUAUGCAUUGUGGAUGCAGAACUAAAGAUGCGUAAAAGGGGGCGCUUGCUUUUAGCCUUCUGAUGUAGGUUUGCAUCACUUAUGAAAUUCAUACUCUAUGUUCUAUGAAACUGUAGUGAUGUUGUGCGAUUGUUGACGAUUUUGUAUUAGCACACCAGUUUGA
Argentina anserina (silverweed cinquefoil) is the source of this 859-nucleotide messenger RNA. RefSeq lists its product as uncharacterized. The record is from RefSeq and is a predicted model, not a curated record. The coding region runs from base 28 to 528 and encodes 166 amino acids. The transcript has 3 exons. Lineage: Eukaryota; Viridiplantae; Streptophyta; Magnoliopsida; Rosales; Rosaceae.